Molecule: messenger RNA, 740 nt
Organism: Paramecium sonneborni
Lineage: Eukaryota; Ciliophora; Oligohymenophorea; Peniculida; Parameciidae
Source: the annotation of a GenBank genome assembly
AUGAAUAUUAAUCAAUCAUAAUAUAGUUUCGAGAAUGAGAAACUUAAAAUUAAAAUCAAAUAUCUUGAGGAUUUUAUUGAGAAUACUAAUAAUUAUGAGAAAACUAAUUAGCUUUUUGAUCUCAAAUAAUUUCUAUCCAAAAAUUAUAAAAGAUUUAGCAUGCUUUUAGAUGAAAUAUACUAUCUAAAAUAAUAAGUUGAAGGAGAGUAAAUGCAAAGAAUUAAUGAAGCACAAAAGUUAUAGUCAGAAAUUAAUUAACUUAGAAUAACUACUAGUUCACUUUAAUAAUAAUUGUCUUAAUCAUAACUAUAAUAAUAAUAAUAAUAAUAAUAACAAUAAUAACAAUAAUAAUAAUUAUAACAAUAACACUAAAUUGAUGAAAGCGAAUAUGAUGUUUAUAGAGGAUCUCUUAAUCCUAUUUAAAAGUUAGAGUAAAUAGAAAAUCUUGAAAAUACUAUCAAAUAAUUGUCUGAUGAGGUAUAAAAUAAAUUUAAUUAGAUAGAGGAAAUUACACAACUCAAUAUCAAACAAAGAGAAUAGUUAAAAAAGAAAGACUUUUUCAGAGAAUAUGAAAUGAUGUGCAAAGAAACAGAAGGAUUACGUUAAUAGAAUGCAAAAUUGCUUGAAUAAUUAAAAGCUUUCAAUUCUAACAGAACAAAUACCAAUCCACAAAAUUAAGGAAACAUGAAUGGAUUUUGAGUAACAUUUUUCUGCAUAUCUAUAUAAGUAAUAAAUAUAAC